Strongylocentrotus purpuratus (purple sea urchin) is the source of this 3493-nucleotide messenger RNA. RefSeq lists its product as uncharacterized. The transcript has 20 exons. The record is from RefSeq and is a predicted model, not a curated record. The coding region runs from base 139 to 3081 and encodes 980 amino acids. Lineage: Eukaryota; Metazoa; Echinodermata; Echinoidea; Camarodonta; Strongylocentrotidae.
UGAUCACUUAGCUUGAGAAAGUCCACAGGAGUGGACGAAAGCUGGCCCACAAAAUUCAAGAUUGGUUGAAGCUUCAAAAUUACAUUAUAUAUAUAUAUCUAAUUGUUAAUUUGCAAUCAACCGUUACCAGGUACCAGGAUGGCGACAGCUAAGGUGGCUUUGGUGCUUCUCCUUGUCAAGAUGAUGAUUGCCUCAUCAUCGCAAGAACAGUUGGGAAUGCAAGAUGGACGGAUCACGGACGCACAGAUCACGGCUAGUAGCUGUUAUGAUCAAAAUCAUUGCACAGACCGCGCAAGACUCAACCAGCCAAGGACUAGUUCCAAGACGGGCGCAUGGAGUGCUCGAACCAACACCCCGGACCAGUUCAUCCAAGCGGACUUGAGGCAGUUGCACGAGGUCUCUGGGAUCAUGAGCCAAGGUCGCAAUGGUUACACCCAAUGGGUCACUUCAUUCAGGGUGCUGUACAGUAUCGAUGGACUCACCUGGACUGCUGUACAGAACUCGAUCAUGGCUGGCAGUAAUGUCUUCAGUGGUAAUGACGACAGGGACACCGUUGUGACAAAUGACUUUUCUUCCAACAUUGUAGCCCGGUUUAUCAGGAUUGAACCACUGACUUGGACGAACCACAUCAGCAUGAGAUUUGACAUUCUUGGCACUGUUGCAUCAAAGAUUGAAGGGCUCCAGAAAGCUUUGGGUAUGAAAGAUGGGCAAAUUCCUGACAGCGCCAUCACAUCCUCAACGCAGUACGAUGGCAACCACGGACCAGAACGAUCACGUCUGGACACAGUCGCUGGUGGUGGUAGGACAGGGGCUUGGUCAGCACGCACCAACGACGUCAACCAGUGGUUGCAGGUGGAUCUCAACAGCUUCUACAUCAUAACUGGAGUUAUCACACAAGGUCGACAGGAUACUGACCAAUGGGUGACCGCUUUCAAGGUGUCCUCCAGUGAUGAUGGCACAAACUGGAAUAUCAUCCAGGCUUGUGAUGGAAAUGAUAAGGUCUUCAGUGGAAACACCGAUCGCAAUAGUAAGGUAACAAAUACGUUUGAUCGACCAAUCGUUGGCCGUUUCCUACGCAUUCAUCCCACCACUUGGAAUAAUCAUAUCAGUAUGAGAUUGGAAAUUCUCGGAAAAGGAUCGGUGGCAAGUAACCGUUUUGAGCCAAUGAAACUUGGAAUGGAAGAUGGCCAAAUUGCAGACAGCCAACUCUCUUCAAGCACAUGUUAUGAUUCAAAUCACUGCGUCGACAGGGCAAGGCUCAAUCAAGUAGCAGGUGGUGGAAAGACUGGUGCAUGGUCUGCACAAACCAACGACCACUCUCAAUGGAUUCAGGUGGACCUUCUUUCUGACUAUAAACUCAGUGGGAUUGUGAUUCAGGGUAGAUCAGAUUACGAUCAAUGGGUGACUAGUUUCAGGUUUCAGUACAGACCAGAUGGACAAUCAGCGUUGAUAGAUGUAGUGGAUGACAAUGGAGCUAUCGUUACCUUCACAGGAAAUAGCGACAGAGAUAGUCUAGUGAUCAACAUGCUUCCUCUCCCAGUCGCAGCUCGUUACGUCCGUAUCCUUCCUCAAACCUGGACUAAUCACAUCAGCAUGCGAUUUGAGCUGCUUGGAGAAGGACCCAUCAAUGUUGCUUCUGUCCCCGGAAAGCUUGGUAUAGAAGAUGGUCGCGUAGAUACUACCAGUCUUUCUGCAUCAUCUUGCUGGGAUGGCGAUCAUUGCGUAGCACGAUCUAGACUCAAUCAGCCACAAGAGGGCGCUCUAAGGGGAGCCUGGUCAGCCUUAACAAAUGAUGUAAACCAAUGGAUACAAGUUGACCUCCGUGCUGCCUUUGAGGUCACAGGAGUCAUCACACAAGGCAGAAACAGCCAUGACCAGUGGGUCAUGUCUUAUCAAAUCUCCUACAGCAUCGAUGGCAAGGACUGGACCUUGGUGAAAAACUGUGCGGACGGAGCAAAGAUCUUUCCUGGUAAUUCUGAUCGUGAUAGCCGAGUUGAAAAUGGAAUCAGCCCACCUGUGACAGCUAGGUUCAUCCGUCUUCAUCCUGUAACUUGGGGCAACCAUAUCAGCUUGAGAUGGGAACUCAUUGGACAGGGUCCUAUUACAUUGACGGGUUUGUCUGAAAAGCUUGGACUCGAGGACUACCGCAUCACUGAUGGCGCCAUGACGGCUUCAACGCAGUAUGAUUCCAACCAUGGCCCACGUCGAGCUCGGUUGAAUCUUCCAGUGAGCGGAGCUCUUAAAGGCGGCUGGUCUGCACUCACCCUGGACCACAGUCAGUGGCUUCAAGUAGACCUCAGUGGGACCUAUCGCGUGGCUGGAAUCAUCACCCAAGGACGGGCUGAUGCUAACCAGUGGGUCACCAGCUAUAGAGUGGCUCAUAGCUUGAAUGGAAUUGACUUCAACACAAUUCAAAUUGCUGCCUCCCAGCAAGAAAAGGUCUUCAUAGGAAAUAGUGACCGAACCACCCAAGUGACUCACUACUUUUCCCCUCCAUUGACUACUCGUUUCAUCCGAGUACUGCCCACUAUGUGGUUUGGACACAUCAGCCUGCGUAUGGAACUCCUUGGAGCUGGACCUGUUGCAGCCAUCUUGAAUGAUCCUGUCCCUCUGGGCCUUGAGAGUUAUGUUAUCCAGGAUUCAAGUCUGACAGCUUCCAGUGAGUUUAAUGCUGACCAUGGUGCAAAGAGAGGUCGUCUUAACCUGGCCCGAGUAGGGAACCUGCGCGGAGCCUGGUCUGCACUGGCAAACAAUGCCAACCAGUGGAUCCAGGUGGAUCUUUUGGACCCUUACCGCAUCAUUUCAAUUGCGACUCAAGGGCGACAAGAUGUAAGCCAGUGGGUUACAAGCUACAAGCUUGCUUGUAGUACUGAUGGCACGACCUUUGCCACUGUGCAGGGCAUCUGUACAAACCCUGGCGCUGACAGAAUCUUCAACGGUAAUGUUGACCGCGAUACCCUCGUGACCAACACUCUGCCUGUACCCCAGGUUUGCCGCUAUGUCCGAUUGAUGCCUGUCAGCUGGUUCGGCCACAUCAGUCUUCGUAUGGAGCUCUACGGUGAAGGCCCUCUCACAGUGUGAAUGAUCAACAUAGCAGACCUGAUCAGAAGAUUCAAUUGAUGGAAUUAUACCUGACGAUGGAUAUCAUUAGCAAUUUCAUUCCUUGAUUUAAUGGAUACAUAAAAAUGAAGAAUUUCGAUGAACUUUAAACUAUUAAUUCUUAUUCUUAUUCUUAUUCAUUCAGCCCUUUCAAGAAAUAUAACGAUGACACAAUAUAAACAAGAUGAUUAAAAAGUUAGCAUGGCAACAGUUAUACAAAUACAAAUUUUGGUAGCAACAUUCUGAGUGUAUCAUUUGGCGGCCAGAGAAGAGAAGAGGAAACUUAACCACUGUAACCGUAAAGGUCCUUUCGCCCAACCAACUGAUGCAAUCAGAAGACUGGUAAAAUAUAUAGCAUAAGAACAAAUAAAGGGAGUAACAAAAUCAAGGAUAA